AUGACCAUCAUGAACUACUUCCCCCUGUUCUUCCUCUACUGCAUAAUGCCCCUAGCAUUUGGCAAUGUGGAAAUACAUUCAGGUCCUUCAACCAGUAUUCUGCAUUCUUCCCUUAAAGACAGAAACGGGUCCAUAACAGUGUCAGUGAAAGCAGAACACGAACACCCUUUAUCUAGAAAGUUUUUGUUGCGUGGUUCUUGCACAAACAGAGACAUAAGCAUCUCACAAAGUAGAGAGUCAACAUCUGGAAUCCCACUGUAUGUUGUGCAAAUAGUCAAUACCUGUGUUUCUGAGUGUGCUCCAUACGACAUCCACCUCCACUGUGGCUGGUUUGCUUCUGCAAGAAUAAUCAACCCCAGAUUGUUCAAGAGGCUCUCCUAUGAUGAUUGUUUGGUGAAUGGAGGGAAACCUUUAGCUUCUAGUCAGAUCAUCAGAUUCACUUAUUCCAAUUCCUUUAUGUAUCCUCUUGCAUUCAAGUCAGCCAAAUUUUGUUGA
Messenger RNA from Gastrolobium bilobum, 495 nucleotides. RefSeq names its product TPD1 protein homolog 1-like. Bases 1 to 495 code for a protein of 164 amino acids. Gene Ontology annotation, biological process: cell fate determination. The record is from RefSeq and is a predicted model, not a curated record. NCBI's taxonomy places the organism in Eukaryota, Viridiplantae, Streptophyta, Magnoliopsida, Fabales, Fabaceae. The transcript has 3 exons.